Messenger RNA from Catharus ustulatus (Swainson's thrush), 3056 nucleotides. Its product is annotated as basic proline-rich protein-like. The record is from RefSeq and is a predicted model, not a curated record. NCBI's taxonomy places the organism in Eukaryota, Metazoa, Chordata, Aves, Passeriformes, Turdidae.
UCACGCACUGUCCCCACCUUCCCUGGCUGCAGGAUCCGCAUGGCCGGACCAGCUCAGACCAGUUCAGACCAGUUGGUUAUCAGAGCGUGCCAGCCGGGGAUAUUCCGGGGGCAGGGAAAUGAUAAAGGAAUGCGCAGGGGGCAGGGCGGGAUGGAACCAGCCCGCAGCAACAACACCUAUCCCCGCAGCAGGAAUUGCGGGGGAUCGAGGGGAGGAGAGGCUGUAGGAGCCGGGCUGGCUCGGGAGGGGAUGAACUGGGUGAGCAGCGGGUUUGGGACACCCUCAGAGCCGCUGAGGUGACAGAGGUAAUGAAUGGAUUCAAACCUGGUUCGUUAAAUCCAACGCGCGCGCUCAGGCUGUGACCGCAGGUAUCCGGUAAAACAAACAGCGGCAGGGUGUGGAAAACGCUUGUGCAGGACACACAGAGGUGUGGCAUGGACAGAAGGCAGGGUGGCGAUGAGGACACCAGAGGAAGACAUCGAGCCUUCAUCUUCACGAGCACCAAAGGCAGAUUACGACCCCCGAGUAACAGGACGCGCAGACGCAGAAACAACGCAGAGUAUAUCGGAAAACCACAAACACAGGAAAUAAAAACUGCAUAAAGUUGCGAGAACUCGCCUAAGGCUGUUUUACUCAGCUGUCGCUCGCUAAUGAAUUUCCUAUGAUUGAUCUAAAUUGGCUCCUCCGAUUGGUCACAGGUAUUUAUAACAGCGGACGGACAGACGGACACGCCGGGAGGUGACAGCCAGCGGCAGCUGUCCCGGCAUGGCAGAAAAGCUGAUCCCGCAGCUCCAGGAGCCCCCCCCGGGCAGGAUGUUCCCCCCCCGGGGCCACAGGAGGGGCCACCCCAGGCAGCCCGGCCCGUGGUGGGAUGGGCCAAGGCCAUGUCCCCCUCCUGGCCCUGAGGACACCUGGGGGGAGCCACCCUGGGGUCCCCCACCCUGGGGGGAGCCUCCCUGGCAUGAACCACCCCGGCAUGAGCCACCCCGGCAUGAACCACCCCGGCAUGAACCACCCCGGCAUGAACCACCCUGGCAUGAACCACCCUGGCAUGAACCACCCCAGGAGCAGCAGCACAGGAGAUGGCAGCACAGGCAGCACCAGGAGGAGAAUGGGAGAUGGGGACCCCAGGACUGUCCCCCACAGCCCCCCUGCGAUUUCCCAGGACCUGAGAACGGCUUUGGAGACGGCUGGCACCCGGUGAGGGGUGAUGAGCAGAGGGGUGGCAGCUUUGAGGAGAAUGGGAGAUGGGGACCUCAGGACUGUCCCCCACAGCCACCCUGGGGUUUCACAGAAGAUUUCCAAGGAGCUGAGAACGGCUUUGGGGACGGCUGGCACCCGGAGCUGCUGCCUGGUUCCUGGGCUGAAUUCCCCGAGGAGGAGCAGCCCCCACCCUGGCCCCCCUCCGGCCCUCCACGGAAUCCCGGAGCUUUCCGGGGUCACCCCCCGCCCUGGAGACGCUGUCCCCGCAGGAGCCACCUCCGGGAGCUGACCCCGGUCCCCCCGGCGUGGUGUCCCCGACCCCCCCGAGCUCACAAAUCACACUCCAAGAGGAGCCAGCCGGUGGCCAGGAAGGAGCUGCAGCCCCCGGAGCCCCCCCAGCCCCCGGAGCCCCCCCAGCCCCCGGAGCUCCCCCGGCCCCCGGAGCCCCCCCAGCCCCCGGAGCCCCUCCAAGGUGCAGCAGAGAGGCCGGAGCAGCCGCAGGAUGUGCCAGUGGGGAGUGGGGAUGUCCCGGAGCCCCCCGGUUUGGAGAGCCCAGCUGCCCGUCCUGGUGCUGUGGAGGUGCUGGUAGGAGAUUCCUCUGCUCCUGGGGUGCUCCCGGGCUGCUCCCACCUCUGGAGCUGCUGGAACAUCUCUCUCCUCUCUCACCCAGCUCUUCUCCUCUCUGCCUCGCUGUCUCUUUGCCAGGGAUGGAAUUUUUCCAGGCUCUUCUCCGAUUUCCUGUGGGUUUUAGUGCAUCCCAUGCCGGGAUCCUCACGGCAUUGCUGUCCCCAGGUGGAGCUGGAAGCUGGGCAGACCCCUGUGUGCAGCCAGGAGCGGGAUCCCUGUGCUUUGGGAACAGAUCCAGCCCCUCUGGAGGAGACCUCCAGGCAUCCUGAGAUCCAGGAUGAGGCAGAGCCGUGCAGUCCAGCUGUCCCCAAGGCUGGCAGCGGGCAGGGGUCACAUCCCCAGAGCCCAGCAGCCCCUCCAGACCCUGCCAGGAGGGAACGGCUGGAAUCCAGCUCCUCUGGAGAGGCGGGGGCUGAGCUCAGCCCGCAUUCCUGGGAGCAGCCACCACGUGGAGCUGGAGAAGCCGAGGCAGAAGCUGCCCAGGACGGGAGCCUUCAGCCACUGGAAAACCCUCAGGUGCCUCCAGGAUGUGCAGAGCUCGAGGCCCAGCCCAGCCAGGCUGCUCCUGGUGCCUGCAGCACCCCAGGGACCCGCCCGGGGCCCCAGCCUGGGGCUGCUGAGACAAACCCGGCUGUGUCUGGCCAGCACCAGCUCUGCUCCCUGCUCCCCACUCCGUUCCCGGCCGGCGUCGAUCUGCGCUCGGCUGCUGUCCUGGCCAAGAAGGCAGAGAUCGAGCUGUCGUACCAGCAGUUCAGCCUGACCAUUGCCGUGGUGGCCACGAUGCUGCUGCAGAAGGAGCCCUCGAUGGAGGCGGCGCUGGGGCUGGCGCUCAGGGCCAACCUCCGGCAGCGCCGCCUGCACCACCUGCAGCAGCUGCGGGAUUACAUCGACACCAUCGACGCGGCCACCGCCAGCCUCUGAUGGCAGCCACCCCCUCCUGCCAGCUGGAUGGGGGUCGUGGGGGCUGGGACAGCGCUGUGACAGCGCUCUGGGGUGCUCAGGAGGGUGCUGAGCCUGCGGGGUGAGGUGGGAGGUGUUGGCAGCUCUGUUGGAGAAGGAGGGUGAGCGGGGUAUGUUCGGUUUUAGCCCUGCCCAAACCCCUGAGGGCAGCAAAAGUUUUACUGGUUCUACUGGAGGGUGAUGGGAGGGAGGGCAGCAGUCCCUCUCCUCCGUUCCUGAUUAACCCAGUGGGAGUUUUUAGGUUUAAAUCUACAAAUAAACCACGU